Molecule: messenger RNA, 2764 nt
Organism: Moneuplotes crassus
Lineage: Eukaryota; Ciliophora; Spirotrichea; Euplotida; Euplotidae
Source: the annotation of a GenBank genome assembly
CAGUUGAAUUUUUAAGACCUGAAUAUUUCUCCUCGCUUGGUAUCCACAACAUCAACAGUCAAAUCAAUAAGGUUUGAUUUUUGGAAAGCAGAGUUGUUGUGCUCAGCAAAUUUCUUAAUAACGUCAUACACCAUCUUCUUUAGCAUUGGAGUGGAGUCAUCUCAGUUGUGUAGAUAUUCUAAGAACUCUUUAACGUUCUGUUGACAUUCAUGAUCAACAUCUGGUUGAUAAAUCAGCUUCAUAGUCUGCACGAAGAUGCUUCUAGAUUCCUCAAUGAACUUCUUCUGCAUAUGUUCAUUGGUAUAGAUCUUUUUCAAAAUCUCAAUGGUUGUAUUACUAAAUUCUCUGCUUCACAAAGAGAUAAAGAAGUACUUUUUAAGAGAAGAAAAUAUAACCAGCCAUUUUUCAAUAUCUUCCUUAAAGAACUCUUGUUGGAGGCAUGCCUCGAAUAUUUCAAUGUAAGCCCAUUCAAAGCUCUCUAGUCCGCUAUCUUUUAUGAACUUUUCAAGGCUCUGAGCAAUGUAGAGAGGGUUCCAUUCCAGUGGAGCUCCAUAAGUACGAUAUUUCUCAGUUGAAGAUCCUGAGACGUACACUUCUUCAUCCGUUCCAGGAAGAGGAUUACAGUCAACAACUGAUGUUCUGAUGUUGUCAGGAACUGAUAGCAGAAUCUGAAGGUAUAGGUCUGUGAAUUCAGGAUAGAAGUUUAAGAUUUUAGCCAAGUAGAUCAGUCCUAUCUUCAAAGUAGCCUUUGGAGCCUCUACUCUGAAAAUAGCUUCGAUCAUUCUGAACAACAGAGGAGUGUACUCCUCAAGAAUCCUUGUCAGCGUGUCUUGCUGAGUCAGUGUUUUCUGGUCUUCAGGAAUGGGAUCUUGACUGCCAGUACCAGGAUUUUCUAUUUCUUGAUCUUUGUUUUCCUCUAUAAUCUGACCUUCUGCUUCGGGCUGCUUCGUUUCUUCUAUAGGCUCUUGCUGAGAAUGGCCUUCGGCUGCGAUAGCUUCUUGGUUUAUGAGUUCUUGUGGUUCUUGACCUUUGAAGUCUUCUGCCUCUUCUCCUCCCAUUUCAAUGUUGGAAACUUCUUGAGUGCCAUCUUCUAAAGUAUUGAACUUUGUGAGAAUAUUAGCUCAAAGAAUCAGGAUCUGGCCUUUCAUCUCCCAGUAUUGAUCAUGCACCAAUGGUUCAAUCGACGGCAGCAAGUUCAGGACAACUUCAGCGUUUACUUUAGACAAGUAAGAUAACACGGUGAUGCAUUUUGUUCUAGUAAUUGGUGAAGUGCUCAUUAAGCCGUAAGCAGCACUCUUGUAAUAAAACUCGUAUAGAUCAGGGUCUAAAUCAUCUCCGUUCGUUUCCUCGUACACGAAUAGCUUGGACAUGCAGUAGUAAAAUACAUUGGGGUUAGUAAUCUUUUCUUUGAGUCUGUUCAACACUCUCAAAUGAGAGUUAACAGUCUGUGACACGAAGCAGUAGAACAACAGCAUCAUUUCGUUCCGCUUGAAUUCGUUGGACUCGACAAUUGCAAUCAAGUCAUCAAUUGUAUACUCCAAGAAGUACAGCUCUGUCUGAACUGGAUCAGUAUUCAGUAACUUGUUUCCAAUCGUAGCCAAGGUCUCAACCACAAGUAGGAAGAUGUUCUUGGUUUUGGAGCUCUCUACAGACUCUACCACGUUCAGAGGAUUCAACUCAGCCAGACAUUUGCAGAUGAAUUCUGAGAGAUCACAGAACUCACAUAAAUUUUUGCUUAAAAUAGCUACGAAUUCAUCAACUCUAUCAUUAAGCUCACUAAAGAUCUCAUGAAGAAGGUCAUCAGGGAUAUGCUUUAAUCUCUCUGUGAAAUAAGAUAGGAUUCUGUGGUAAUUUUCCUUAAAUAUUUUGUAUUCUGGAUCUCCUUUUGACAUCUUUGAGUCGAUAUUUUUACUCAAAAUAUCUAUAAGUACACUUUCUAGUUUCAUAUCAUCAGAGUCAUCAAGAUCCUGGAAUGCUUGAGUUGGGUCUUUCUUUGCUGCAGCUUCUUGUCUCAUAAUUCUUAUAGAUUUAUUGGCAGUUUUAACUUGAACCUCUUUUACGUUUUCUGGAGAAAUAUUUUGAUCCUCAUUUUCUGUCCUAUUCAUCUCAUGCUGACUUGCUCCAUCUCUUUCGCUAAUCUUACUCUUUCUCUUUAAUUGUGAUAAAGCUUUAGCAUUAGCCAUCUGGGUUAAUCUAGCUUUUGGAAAUCCCAUUUUAGAUCUAUUUAGCCUAUUUGUUCUCAGCAUAUCAUUAUGAUCAGUCAUCAUUGUAGUAGCCAUAUCGUUCUUUGUCUUUUCAUCUGCCACUCUCUGGAUUUCAUGAUCUUUCACUUUGGCUGAGAUAGUUGGUUUAGCAUAAUCUGGCGUUUCUUCUUCAAAUUCAAUACCUAGAUUUCAGAAAAUUGUACUUACCAGUUGGCUUCACUGUCUCAGCAACCUCUUUGCCAUCAUUCAAAAUGCUGUAAACCUUCAACAGUAAAUUAUAAGCAGCACCUGGUGCCAUGUGCAUAACAGGGUCCUAUAGUCAUCAAAGCCAAUAGGUAUCUUAUUCUUAUUAAAGAAUCUCUGAAGGAAUUCCCAAUUAUUCUGCUUAAUAGCCAGCUUAAUCCCAUUAUCAACAGUGUACAUCUCUAUUUUAUCAGGGAAGUACCUGUUGAAUAUCUCUGCGAACACAUAGCCAUUGGAUAAGUCUCUCUUAGGAUUAACUAUUUUGUAGCUCAAGUUCAAAGAGGUCAGCCACAAGUGCAGUUCUCUAGGAAGUCCAG